This is a messenger RNA of Acaulospora morrowiae, 894 nucleotides long. The record is from the annotation of a GenBank genome assembly. Lineage: Eukaryota; Fungi; Glomeromycota; Glomeromycetes; Diversisporales; Acaulosporaceae.
AUGUAUCGUCCUGUGGGUCUCCUAGUUUGCGACUUUGACGAGACUAUAACUCAGUGCGAUUCAACAUGCGAGAUAGCGAAACUUGCGUAUGAAAAGAGGUCACGACAGGGUAAAUGCCCGCGGUCAGACAAAAAUAAGUCCAUCGAUGUUUGUCCACGACCGUGGUCACACUACGUGAAAAGUUAUUUCAGAGAACGUAAGGAACACAUCAAACGUUGGCAUGAAACUAAUUCAAACAAAUCACUUCAAGAUCACUAUGAAUUUUUGAAAACACUUGGAGAAGUUGAAAUGAUUUCAAUGGAACGCGUCGAAGGGGAUAAUUGUUUGUCUGGAAUAUGUAGUAGCGAAUUGUUUGAGCAUGGAAGAAUGCUAAAAAAACGAGAUGGAGCUGCGGAAGUUUUGAAGAGAUAUUUACCAAAACAUAGAGGCGGCAAUGAUUCUAGACACCUAUAUAUCCUUUCUACAAAUUGGUCACGAGACAUGUUAUUUGGCAGCUUAAAGGAUUAUGUCGGAAUAGAAAAAGAACGUAUUGUAUCAAAUGAUUUAAUCUUUGACGAAGCAGAUACUGCAACCGGAAAAUUAGAGAGGAAUGUACUUUCGGCAAUUGAUAAACUUAAAAUAUUUAAAAGUUUGGAAAUUCCUAAGGGAACAAUGUCAGUUUACAUUGGCGAUUCCGAUACGGAUUUACCUUGCAUGUUGGAGGCUGAUAUAGGAAUCAUAAUGGGAAGUAAUUGUGCGCUAACAGAAACUUGUGAAAAAUUUGGAAUUGAAGUUGUUGAUGGGCUAGUGGGGAAGAUAAAUAUGAAAGAUUUUAGUUCUAAGAAGGGAUGCAACAAACUUUUUAGGGUCCAAGAAUGGAAGGAAAUAUUAGAUAGUAAAUUGUUGGGUGAUUAA